AUGAUGGUCAGCCAAUGUCAGGCCAAACUUCUGCACCAGUUGACCCUACUAUUGCGUCCUCGUCGAGUCCUGGAAAUUGGCACUUUUACGGGAUAUUCUACCAUUGCUAUGGCGUCAGCUUUGGAAUCGGCAGCCACCAUAACAACGCUCGAACUAGACCAGCGGCCUUUGCAAAUUGCGCAUCAGUAUAUUCAGAAAGCGGGUCUUAAUGAUAUAGUGGAAAUGAAGCAAGGGCCGGCCAUUGAAAGCCUUAUUCAACUGACACGAGAACGUCCAAACUUGCAGUAUGAUAUGAUUUUCCUCGAUGCGGACAAGGGGGGCUAUAUCCAGUAUUAUGAGCAUAUUAUGCAACACAAUCUCUUGUCUGACCGGGGCUGCCUCUUGGCUGACAAUGUUCUGUUCUUUGGCCAAGUUCAUCGGGAAGCAGGCUACAUCGAUCCGCAGCCUGUAGAAGCCUCAAAGAAUAUCAAAAAGACGGCUCGAAAGGCUCAUGCUUUCAAUGCACAUGUGUACAGUGAUCCAAGAGCACAGGUGGUCGUGCUUCCCCUAUUUGAUGGUUUGUCCAUCAUCCAGAAACGAAAAAAGGAUUGA
This is a messenger RNA of Radiomyces spectabilis, 591 nucleotides long. RefSeq names its product O-methyltransferase. Lineage: Eukaryota; Fungi; Mucoromycota; Mucoromycetes; Mucorales; Radiomycetaceae. Bases 1 to 591 code for a protein of 196 amino acids. Gene Ontology annotation, molecular function: S-adenosylmethionine-dependent methyltransferase activity; O-methyltransferase activity. The transcript is spliced from 4 exons. The record is from RefSeq and is a predicted model, not a curated record.